CCUCGACGCUCUACAGUUUUCUCGUUUGCAAUGUCGAAACGGAAGUCGGAAGAACCCUUGGAGGGCAUUUUUGCCACGACAUCUCCAGCAAGCAAGAAAGCGCGCGUCGAAGAUGUUCUUGAAGAGGAGACCGGCGCGAAUGGUAGUUUGGAUACUUCUGAAAGCCGAAACGCCCAGCCUACAAACGGCGCGAGUGUACCCAAGAGGAUAAUGGAGGAACAGGAAGAGGAGGAAGAAGUCGAAUCAGACGUUGAGGAUGACCGGUUACCCUCUGCACCACUGCGACAAAAUGCUCCCACAGAAGGCUAUGACGAUCUUUAUCUCGACACCAUCAAUCGAUCCUUGCUCGAUUUCGACUUCGAGAAACUCUGCUCCGUUACCCUCUCCAACAUUAAUGUCUAUGCUUGUCUCGUCUGCGGCAAGUAUUUCCAAGGCCGAGGUCCAAAGUCACACGCAUAUCUCCACGCCCUCGAAGUCGACCAUCAUGUUUUCAUCAAUAUGGAGACCAAGAGAGUCUAUGUCUUACCUGAGGGCUAUGAGGUGCACAACAAGAGUUUGGAUGAUAUCAAGUACGUGGUGGAUCCAAAAUACACGGAAGAGGAGGUCAGAAUGCUGGACAAGAAUCCGAAGGAGUCAACAGACCUUGCCCACAAGAGAUACAGGCCGGGAUUCAUGGGAAUGAACAACAUUAAAGCCAACGACUACCUUAAUGUCGUUGUGCAGGCGUUGGCACAUGUUUCACCCUUAAGGGACUUCUUCCUUCUGCAGGCAUUCCCUCACACAGCGUCGCAGUUGCCGGUACGCUUCAGCACUCUGGUUCGCAAACUCUGGAACCCCCGCGCGUUUCGAUCUCACGUGUCGCCGCAUGAACUGUUGCAAGAGAUUGCCCUGCGGUCGUCCAAGAGAUUUACUUUGACACAACAAUCGGAUCCUGUGGACCUGCUUGCCUGGCUCCUCAACAAUCUGCACAGCACGCUAGGAGGGUCACGCAAGGCGCUGUCAUCCCCGAUAUACAAGUGUUUCCAAGGCAAACUGCGGGUGGAAUCACAAGAAAUCACUGCAAAAUCUGAUGCCAUGGGUGAUCGGCUGAGGUUCGAGGAGUCAUCCAACAUCAAGACGGACAUGCAUCCGUUCCUCAUCUUGACGCUAGAUCUGCCUCCAGUGCCUCUGUUUCGAGAUGCUGUCGAAUCCAAGAAUAUUAUCCCCCAAGUCCCUCUCAUCAACCUAUUACAAAAGUAUAACGGGUUAAGCGCUAUGGAAAGAGCGGCUCAUCGACUUCGACAUCGACUUCUACACCCGCUCCCGCCCUACCUUUUAUUUCACAUCAAGCGGUUCAGUCAGAACAAAUUCGUUUCCGAGAGGAAUCCAACUAUUGUGACAUUUCCUUCUCCUCGCGGGCUGGACAUGUCACCCUACGUCGAACCUAAUCCGGCAAUCCACCCACCCGGUGAGCCGAUCCUUUACGACAUGGUUGCAAACAUUAUUUUGGACACGACCUCAAUUUCGAGUGCUGGCGGCGAAGACACCAAUGCCGCCGACGCGGCGAACAAAGCCGUUGGCGCGGAGGGUCAGAAAGUGGCUUGGAAGGUUCAACUCCGAGACAAGGCUGUUGCGUAUGCUCAGCGAACUGAUCUUCCGGAAUGGCUGGAAAUUCAAGAUCUGUGGGUUGAACGAGCGGAAUCCGAGACUCUUUUCACAAGAGAGAGCUACUUGAUGGUGUGGGAACGCAGGAGAGAAAAGAAGAAGGCCAAGCAAACGAACGGAGUGAAAGCAGCGCAAGGCUGAAGUCGUAGCAGUCUUUACUUGAGAUCGUAUCAACUCCAAGUUCUGAUCUUAUCCCAAGGAGAAAGACAUGUCCUAAACCCAC
Messenger RNA from Cladophialophora immunda, 1867 nucleotides. RefSeq lists its product as uncharacterized. The transcript has a single exon. NCBI's taxonomy places the organism in Eukaryota, Fungi, Ascomycota, Eurotiomycetes, Chaetothyriales, Herpotrichiellaceae. The record is from RefSeq and is a predicted model, not a curated record. Gene Ontology annotation, molecular function: cysteine-type deubiquitinase activity; zinc ion binding. Gene Ontology annotation, biological process: spliceosomal complex assembly; mRNA processing; protein deubiquitination. Bases 31 to 1785 code for a protein of 584 amino acids.